AUGCAAACAUCAGCCAGUACUUCUUUCUCGAUUGCCGUCCCGAGCAAUCACGGAAAAUUGUAUAUAAGGUCCCAAAUUCACUCAGAAGUCACGGAACAGUCCCUUCCAACACUUCUCAGCAUGUCCGCCAAGUUGUAAGUUUCAAACUUCGAACUUUAAAAUUCAAAAUAAACUAUUAAGCGCCGCUCUGAUCGCUCUUCUGGUCAUCUGUGCCAUCGUCAGCGAGACCUCCGCCCAGUACUACGGUAGCUAUUACGGUAGCUACUACCCAUCCUACUACGGUGGAUAUGGAUACGGUAGCGCCUACGGAUACGGCUACAGUGGAUAUCCCUACUACGGCUCUGUUUAUGGCAAACGCGAGGCCGGAUUCGCCCCCAAGAACUGA
Caenorhabditis auriculariae is the source of this 385-nucleotide messenger RNA. Lineage: Eukaryota; Metazoa; Nematoda; Chromadorea; Rhabditida; Rhabditidae. The record is from the annotation of a GenBank genome assembly.